This is a messenger RNA of Peromyscus californicus insignis, 10905 nucleotides long. It is a transcript of the gene Wnk1, whose product is annotated as WNK lysine deficient protein kinase 1. Gene Ontology annotation, cellular component: cytoplasm; cytosol. Gene Ontology annotation, biological process: protein phosphorylation; monoatomic ion homeostasis; positive regulation of sodium ion transmembrane transporter activity. The record is from RefSeq and is a predicted model, not a curated record. Gene Ontology annotation, molecular function: protein serine/threonine kinase activity; ATP binding; chloride channel inhibitor activity. NCBI's taxonomy places the organism in Eukaryota, Metazoa, Chordata, Mammalia, Rodentia, Cricetidae.
GGCUCCGAGCCCGCCGGAGGAGCGCUGCCCAGCACUUCUUGGGGGCUCUCCCGGGCCUUCCUGUCCCCCUUCUUGAUUCACGAAUCCGAGCCCGCACUCUUCACUCCAGCGGACCAACCAUGUCUGACGGCGCGGCCGAGAAGCAGAGCGGCACCCCGGGCUUCCUUUCGCCUCCGGCGCCCGUCCCCAAGAAUGGCUCAAGCUCCGAUUCUUCCGUGGGCGAGAAGCUGGGGGCCACGGUCGCCGACUCUGGGAUUGGCAGAACCGAGGAAUACCGGCGCCGCCGUCACACUAUGGACAAGGACAGCCGGGGGGCGGCCGCCACCACCACCCCGACGGAGCACCGCUUCUUCCGCCGGAGCGUCAUCUGCGACUCCAAUGCCACCGCGUUGGAGCUGCCGGGCCUCCCUCUGUCUAUCCCCCAACCGAGUGUGCCCGCAGCGGUGCCUCCGAGCGCUCCCCCCGAGCCUCACCGAGAGGAAACUUUGACCGCCGCCGUUGCUUCCCAGGUGUCUCGGCAGCCCUCAGCUGCUGCCUCCCCUGGGGAACAAGCCGUUGUAGGCUCGGCCACCACGACCGUCCCCAGCAGUACCAGCCAAGACCGCCCGGUGUCCCAGCCCAGCCUCGUGGGGGGCAAAGAGGAGCCACCGCCGUCAAGAGGUGGAAGUGGCAGCGGCGGCGGCAGCGCUAAAGAGCAGCAGGAGGAACGGAACAUCCAGCAACAGGAUGAUAUCGAAGAGCUGGAGACCAAGGCCGUGGGCAUGUCCAAUGACGGUCGCUUUCUCAAAUUUGACAUCGAAAUCGGCAGAGGGUCUUUUAAGACGGUCUACAAAGGUCUGGACACGGAAACCACUGUGGAAGUCGCCUGGUGUGAAUUGCAGGAUCGAAAGUUAACAAAGUCCGAAAGGCAGAGAUUCAAAGAAGAAGCAGAAAUGUUAAAGGGUCUUCAACAUCCCAACAUUGUUCGAUUCUAUGACUCCUGGGAAUCCACAGUAAAGGGAAAAAAAUGCAUUGUUUUAGUGACUGAACUAAUGACAUCUGGAACACUUAAAACGUACUUAAAAAGGUUUAAAGUGAUGAAAAUCAAAGUUCUAAGAAGCUGGUGUCGGCAAAUCCUUAAAGGACUUCAGUUUCUCCACACACGAACUCCACCAAUUAUUCACCGGGACCUUAAAUGUGACAACAUCUUUAUCACCGGCCCUACAGGCUCAGUGAAAAUUGGAGACCUUGGUCUGGCAACUCUAAAGCGGGCUUCUUUUGCCAAGAGUGUGAUAGGUACUCCGGAGUUCAUGGCUCCUGAGAUGUAUGAGGAGAAAUAUGAUGAAUCCGUUGAUGUUUAUGCUUUUGGGAUGUGCAUGCUUGAGAUGGCUACAUCUGAAUAUCCAUACUCAGAGUGCCAAAAUGCUGCGCAGAUCUACCGUCGAGUGACCAGUGGAGUGAAGCCAGCCAGUUUUGACAAAGUAGCAAUUCCUGAAGUGAAGGAAAUUAUUGAGGGAUGUAUCCGUCAAAACAAAGAUGAAAGAUAUUCCAUCAAAGACCUUUUGAACCAUGCCUUUUUCCAGGAGGAAACAGGGGUACGGGUAGAAUUAGCAGAAGAAGAUGAUGGAGAAAAGAUAGCUAUUAAAUUAUGGCUCCGUAUUGAAGAUAUUAAGAAAUUAAAGGGAAAAUACAAAGACAAUGAAGCUAUUGAGUUUUCUUUUGACUUGGAGAGGGAUGUACCAGAAGAUGUUGCCCAAGAAAUGGUUGAGUCUGGGUAUGUCUGUGAAGGUGAUCACAAGACCAUGGCUAAAGCUAUCAAAGACAGGGUGUCAUUAAUUAAGAGAAAACGAGAACAGCGGCAGUUGGUGCGAGAGGAGCAAGAAAAAAGAAAACAGGAAGAGAACAGUCUCAAACAUCAGAACGAACAACAACCAAGUGUUUCCCAGGCAGGAAUUCAGCAGCUCUCUUCUGCUAGUACCGGCAUACCUACUGUUACCACCACUUCUGCUUCAGUUUCUACACAAGUAGAGCCUGAAGAACCCGAGGCAGAUCAACAUCAACAGCUACAGUAUCAGCAGCCUAGUAUAUCUGUGUUAUCUGAUGGAACAGUUGACAGUGGUCAGGGAUCAUCAGUCUUCACAGAAUCUCGAGUGAGCAGCCAACAGACAGUUUCCUAUGGCUCCCAACAUGAACAGGCACAUUCUACUGGCACAGCACCGGGGCAUACAGCUUCUAGUGUCCAAGCACAGUCUCAGCCUCAUGGGGUGUAUCCGCCCUCAAGUAUGCCUCAGUCCAUGGCGCAUCCGUGUGGGGGGACCCCAACAUACCCAGAAUCACAGAUAUUUUUCCCAACUAUUCAUGAACGUCCAGUUUCUUUUUCACCACCUCCCACCUGUCCACCGAAAGUAGCCAUUUCCCAGCGACGUAAGAGCACCUCCUUCCUGGAAGCCCAAACUCGCCACUUCCAACCCCUGCUGAGGACUGUUGGCCAAAAUCUUCUUCCACCUGGUGGCAACCCAACUAACUGGACACCAGAGGCCAUAGUUAUGUUGGGUACUACAGCCAGUAGAGUAAAUAGAGAGCUAUGUGAGAUGCAGGCCCAUCCUGGGUUUGAACCAACCCAGAUUUACAGUGACUAUAGACCUGGACUAGUACUGGCAGAAGAAGCUCACUAUUUUAUUCCUCAGGAAACAGUAUAUCUAGCUGGGGUGCAUUACCAGGCCCAGGUGGCAGGACAGUAUGAGGGCAUUUUAUACAACUCACCAGUACUGUCAAGUCCUAUGAAACAGAUACCUGAACAGAAGCCAGUGCCUGGGGGCCCUGCCUCAAGUUCUGUCUUUGAAUUUCCAUCUGGACAGGCUUUCCUGGUAGGACACCUUCAGAAUUUAAGAUUAGAUUCUGGACCGAGUCCAGCAUCACCCCUCUCUAGUAUUUCUGCGCCUAACAGUACAGAUGCUACACAUUUGAAAUUUCACCCUGUCUUUGUUCCUCAUUCUGCACCAGCUGUGUUAACUCAUAACAGUGAGAACAGAAGCAACUGUGUAUUUGAAUUUCAUGCUCAAACACCAAGUUCCUCUUCAGGAGAAGGAGGUGGGAUUUUACCUCAACGUGUUUACCGAAAUCAACAGGUUGCAGUGGACUCAAGUCAGGAAGAACUGCCUCCUCAGUCAGUUGGAUUACAUUGCCAUCUGCAGCCUGUGACUGAAGAACAGCGUAAUAACCAUGCCCCAGAAUUGACCAUUUCUGUGGUAGAGCCUAUGGGACAGAACUGGCCAAUAGGAAGCCCAGAAUAUUCCAGUGAUUCCUCUCAAUUCACUUCUUCAGAUCUCAGUGAUUUUCAGUCACCUCCCCCUACAGGGGGAACAGCUGCACCUUUUGGCUCUGACGUCUCAUUACCCUUUAUUCGCCUGCCUCAGACAGUGUUACAAGAAUCCCCACUUUUCUUCUGUUUCCCCCAAGGAACCACAACUCAGCAGGUCUUAUCUGCCUCAUAUUCUUCAGGAGGAUCUACACUCCAGCCACAGGCACAGGGGCAGAGCCAGGGCCAGCCGUCAAGUAACUUAGCAGGGGUUCUACCUUCACAACCUGUCCAACAUCCUCAGCAGCAACAGGGAAUACAGCCGACUGUUCCUCCGCAACAGGCAGUACAGUAUUCACUUCCACAGGCUACAUCUUCCAUUGAAGGUACUACUGCACAGCCUCAAGCUCCACAGGUUUUGCCUCAAGUGUCAGCUGGAACACAGCUUCCAGUUUCCCAGGCAGUACCAACUAUCCAAGGUGAACCUCACAUACCAGUGUCAGCACAGCCCUCAGUUGUUCCAGUCCACUCUGGUGCUCAUUUCCUUCCUGUGGGACAGCCGCUCCCUACUUCUUUACUCCCACAGUAUCCUGUCUCUCAAAUUCCCAUAUCAACUCCUCAUGUGUCUACGGCUCAGACAGGUUUCUCAUCCGUUCCUAUAACGAUGGCUGCUGGCAUUAAUCAGCCUCUGCUCACCUUGGCUUCGUCUGCUACAGCAGCUUCAAUCCCAGGGGGAUCAACUAUAGUUCCUAAUCAGCUUCCAACCCUUCUGCAGCCUGUGAAUCAGCUGCAGAGUCAGGUUCACCCACAGCUCCUACAGCCAACAGUUCAGUCCAUGGGAAUACCAGCUAACCUUGGACAAGCUGCUGAGGGUCCACUUCCCUCUGGAGAUGUUCUGUACCAGGGCUUCCCAUCUCGACUGCCACCACAAUACCCAGGAGAUUCAAAUAUUGCUCCCUCUUCCAACGUGGCUUCUGUUUGCAUCCAUUCUACAGUCCUAGCCCCUCCUCCUAUGCCGACAGAAGCAAUGACCACCCAAGGUUACUUUCCUACAGUAGUGCAACCUUAUGUGGAAUCAAAUCUUUUGGUUCCUAUGGGCAGUAUAGGAGGACAGGUCCAGGUGUCCCAACCAGCAGUGAGUUUAACGCAACAACCCCCUACUACAUCCUCCCAGCAAGCAGUUCUGGAGAGUACUCAGGGAGUCUCUCAGACUGCUCCUCCAGAACCAGCUCCAAUAACACAAUCACAACCUACCCAGCCUGUCACAUUGGUUUCAUCUGUAGACAGUGCACAUUCAGAUGUUGCUUCAGGAAUGAGUGAUGGCAAUGAGAAUGCUCCAUCAUCCAGUGGGAGACAUGAAGGCAGAACAACAAAACGUCAUUAUCGAAAAUCUGUAAGAAGUCGCUCUCGUCACGAAAAGACUGCUCGCCCAAAACUGAGGAUUUUAAAUGUUUCAAAUAAAGGAGAUCGAGUAGUAGAAUGUCAGUUAGAAACUCAUAAUCGGAAAAUGGUUACAUUCAAAUUUGACUUAGAUGGUGACAACCCUGAAGAGAUAGCAACAAUUAUGGUGAACAAUGACUUUAUUCUAGCAAUAGAGAGAGAGUCUUUUGUGGCUCAAGUACGGGAAAUUAUUGAAAAAGCUGAUGAAAUGCUAAGUGAGGAUGUCAGUGUGGAGCCUGAGGGUGACCAGGGAUUGGAGAGUCUGCAAGGAAAGGAUGACUAUGGCUUUUCAGGUUCUCAGAAAUUAGAAGGAGAGUUCAAACAACCAAUUGCUGUAUCUUCCAUGCCACAGCAAAUUGGUGUUCCUAGCAGUUCUUUAACACAAGUUGUUCAUUCUGCUGGAAGACGGUUUAUAGUGAGUCCUGUGCCAGAAAGUAGGUUACGAGAAUCCAAAGUUUUCACCAGUGAAACAUCAGAUACAGUUGCUGCCUCCACAUCUCAGGGCCCUGGAAUGAACUUGUCUCACUCUGCUUCAUCCCUUAGUCUCCAGCAGGCUUUUUCUGAACUCAAACAUGCCCAGAUGACUGAAGGACCCAAUACAGCACCUCCAAAUUUCAAUCACACAGGACCAACAUUUUCUCCUUUCUUGGCUGGCAUUGCUGGUGGCCCAACUGUAGCAGCAUCCUCAUCAUCAGUAUCAGUUCCUAUAACAAGCAGUCCUCUUGACAUUUCCACAUCAGUAAUGCAGUCUGAGGCUGCAUUGCCCACUGAUCAAGGCAUUGCUGGAGUUACCACCAGCACAGGUGUGAUAACUUCAAGUGGUCUUACCACAUUUUCUGUGUCUGAGUCACCGGCACUUUCCAGUGUGGUUUCCAGUUCUACAGUACCUGCAGUUGUUGCAGUGUCUACACCAUCUCAGCCAGUUCAGGCUCCCACAUCUGGGAGCAUUGUUUCUAGUACAGGCAGUUUUCCUUCUGGAACAUUUUCCACAACUUCAGCUACUACAGUGGGUAGUGCGGCUGCCCCAAAUGUUAAGCCUCCAGCUGUAUUGUUGCAACAGGUAGCAGGCAGUACUGCUGGGGUAGCCAUAGUGACAUCAGUCUCUACUAGCACUCCAUUCCCAGGCACAGCUUCACAGCCAUCUCUUCCUCUUAGUAGCAGCACCUCUGCUCCUACUUUAGCUGAAACAGUGGUCGUUAGUGCACACUCACUAGACAAGGCAUCUCACAGUAGUACAACAGGAUUGGCUUUAUCCUUUUGUGCACCGUCCUCUUCCUCCUCUGGAACAGCCGUGUCUAGUUCUGUUUCUCAGCCUGGUGUGGUGCAUCCUUUGGUCACCUCAUCAGCUGUAGCUUCUACACCUGUCCUUCCCCAACCAACAGGACCUACAUCUACACCUCUAUUACCCCAAGUACCCAGUAUCCCACCCUUGGUACAACCUGUUGUUAAUGUGCCUGCUGUACAGCAAACACUCAUUCAUAGUCAGCCUCAACCAGCUUUGCUUCCCAACCAGCCUCACACUCACUGUUUAGAAAUGGAUGCUGAUACCCAAUCCAAAGCUCCUGGGAUCGAUGACAUAAAGACUCUGGAGGAAAAGCUGAGAUCUCUCUUUAGUGAACACAGCUCAUCUGGAGCUCAGCAUGCUUCUGUUUCACUAGAUACACCUCUAGCAGUAGAGACCACUGUCACCCCAGGCGUCUCCACCACUGCUAUAGCACCAAGCAAACUCAUGACUUCCACUACGAGUACUUGCUUACCACCAACCAGUUUACCAUUAGGAGCAACUGGCUUGCCAGUUAUGCCAGUGGGCACACCUGGGCAAGUUUCUACCCCAGGCACACAUGCUUCAGCCCCAGUCAGCACUGCAACAGGAGCAAAACCUGGAACAACUCCCCCAAAGCCAUCUUUAGCUAAGACUGUGGUGCCGCCAGUGGGUACUGAACUUCCAGCUGGUACUCCACCCUGUGAGCAGCUGACAGCUUUUCCUGGACCUUCUCUAACUCAGUCCCAGCAACCACUAGAAGACCUUGAUGCUCAAUUAAGAAGAACACUUAGUCCAGAGACUAUUACAGUGACGUCUGCAGUUGGUCCUGUGUCCACGAUGGCUUCAACGGCAGUUACAGAAGCAGGAACACAGCCUCAAAAGGAUGGCACUGAAGGUCAUGUCCUAGCAACUAGUUCAGGAGCUGGUGUUGUUAAGAUGGGACGAUUUCAGGUUUCAGUUACAAUGGAUGAUGCUCCGAAAGAGCGUAAAAAUAGGUCAGAAGAUACAAAGUCGGUUCAUUUUGAAUCUAGCACAUCAGAGUCAUCAGUUCUUUCAAGUAGUAGUCCAGAGAGUACCCUGGUAAAGCCAGAGCCUAAUGGAAUAACUAUCCCUGGCAUGUCCUUAGAUGUGCCAGACAGCACCCACCAAACACCUGCCCCAGAAGCCAAGUCAGAAACAGGGCAGCCUACCAAGGUUGGACGUUUUCAGGUGACAACUACAGCAAACAAAGUGGGUCGUUUCUCUGUUUCAAGAACCGAGGACAAGGUCACAGAGCUCAAAAAAGAGGGACCAGUGACCUCUCCUUUCAGAGAUUCAGAACAAACGAUUAGUCCUGCUGUGAUACCAAAGAAGGAGAAGCCUGAGCUGGCAGAGCCUUCCCAUCUGAAUGGGCCCUCUUCUGACCUGGAGGCUGCCUUUCUCAGUAGGGGUGCAGAGGAUGGCUCUGGUAGUCCACACUCUCCCCCUCACCCGUGUUCCAAGAGUCUUCCCAUCCAGAGUCUAAGCCAGAGCCUUAGUAAUUCAUUCAACUCCUCUUACAUGAGUAGUGACAAUGAGUCGGACAUUGAAGAUGAAGACUUAAGGUUAGAACUGCGACGGCUACGAGAAAAACAUCUUAAAGAGAUUCAGGACCUGCAAAGUCGCCAGAAACAUGAAAUUGAAUCUCUGUAUACCAAACUGGGCAAGGUUCCCCCUGCUGUCAUUAUUCCGCCAGCUGCUCCUCUGUCGGGGAGAAGAAGGCGACCUACUAAAAGCAAAGGCAGUAAAUCUAGUCGCAGCAGCUCCUUGGGCAAUAAAAGCCCACAGCUUUCAGGUAACCUGUCUGGUCAGAGUGGAACUUCAGUCUUACACCCCCAGCAGACUCUUCACCCCCCGGGCAACACCCCAGAAACUGGGCACAACCAACUGUUACAGCCUCUUAAGCCAUCUCCUUCCAGUGACAACCUCUAUUCAGCCUUCACCAGUGAUGGUGCCAUUUCAGUACCAAGCCUUUCUGCUCCAGGUCAAGGGACCAGCAGCACAAACACCGUUGGGGGAACAGUGAGUAGCCAGGCUGCCCAGGCUCAGCCACCUGCCAUGACUUCCAGUAGGAAGGGCACAUUCACAGAUGACUUGCACAAGUUGGUAGACAACUGGGCCCGAGAUGCCAUGAAUCUUUCAGGCAGGAGAGGCAGCAAAGGACACAUGAAUUAUGAGGGCCCUGGAAUGGCAAGGAAGUUCUCUGCUCCUGGACAGCUGUGCAUUUCCAUGACCUCAAACCUGGGUGGCUCAGCCCCCAUCUCUGCAGCAUCUGCUACCUCUCUAGGUCACUUCACCAAGUCCAUGUGCCCUCCACAGCAGUAUGGUUUUCCAGCUGCCCCAUUUGGCACUCAGUGGAGUGGAACAAGUGGUCCAGCACCACAGCCACUUGGCCAGUUCCAACCUGUAGGAACUGCUUCCUUGCAGAAUUUCAACAUCAGCAAUUUGCAGAAGUCCAUCAGCAACCCCCCAGGUUCCAACCUGCGGACCACUUAGUCAGACAUGAAGAUGUUAACUGCAUAGAUUUGGGGGCAGGAGACGGAAUGCUGGGGGUUGGGGGGGGUGGGGGAAGUAGCCUAUAUACUAACUACUAGUGCUGCAUUUAACUGGUUAUUUCUUGCCAGAAGGGAAUGUUUUUAUUACCAUUUUGAGCCCUUAGAAUGGAGAACCACCCUCCCUCUCCAUUUGUUGGAGUUGGAAAAGAAAAGAGCAGCUUUCUGGUGGAGGGGCUGCCUGAGUCUGCUUUCCUGUUUCUGUACCCACCAGUAAGGCCUAGGGCUAGAAGAGAGCCUUGUUACCAGAACGCCCCAAGAGCUCAAUGUAAGCUAAACCCAGUAUGUAUCUGUAAGUGGGUAGAGCUCUUAAUUUUGACAUUUGCCCCGAAUUCCUUACUCCCACAAGAAUGCACACCUUAAAACAAGAAGGUUCUCGCCCACUCUGAUCCCUACCCCCACUUUCUUUUUUUCCUUUACAACUUAGUGAAAAAUAUCAGGGGACUGGGGUUGCAACCCUUUCUUGAAUAGGUCAUUAAUGCUUUAAGCAAGAUAUUAGCAGCUUUGACUGCAGCAUUAGCAAUUAGGGAAAACAAUGACGUUCCCUGAGGACAUGUAACUUUGCCAUCAGUUUUGAUGUGGAAACACUGUGAUAUAUAAAUGUUGUUGGACAACAUUAGUUUUAAGAGUAAAAUUUGAAAGGUUUAAAAGGUUCACACACAAAAAAAAGCUAGCUCUGUCCUUUACUUAUUAAGACACUUUAACUUUUUCCUUUGUAUUUCCAUUGUAUUAGAUAAAUAAAUGUGAAUGUAAAAUUGUAUAAAUUACUGUACUUGAAUACUUCUGUUCUCCCAGUAUUGCUUGCUGGAUAUUUUAGUGCCUUGGACUUCUAUUGCUUCUGCUGUUAGCAUCACCUUACCAGACCCCAGGUCACCAAAGGGUAUGUGGAAAGAAAUCUUAGGUCCAUAUGACCCCAGCAGUGGAUAUGCCAAAGGGAAAAUGAAAGUGGGUUUUUUGUUGUUGUUUUGUUUUGUUUUGUUUCAAUCGUUCAGCAGUUUUGCCUAGAGCAGGUGUGAGAUGAGCACAGUGAGAAGUUGGCAUCAGAGGUUGAAAACAAAGUUCUGUUUCAGAAAGAGUAAGGGGGUUGUGAGCCGUGUGAAGGAUGAGGACUGGAGACGUGGGGACAAGCUUGUUAGAAGUGAUGCCCGGCCAGUGAACAAACAAAACCUAGAAGAAAUUCAACAAAAAUGAGACGGGAGUGGGCUAGAUUCUGAGUUGGGAAGGAUGACAGUGCCAAGUCAAAGAUGGAAAAGGUUGCUCUACGGAAACCUGCUUGGUUGCCCUCACCUCUCGUACAUGUACCACACAUUUCUCCACUUGACGUACUGUAUUGUGGAAAACAGACCCACUUCUGACCCCUUUCUUCUACAAUGUCCAAAUGGUCGCACAGUCUCAAUCUAUGUGCCACCUGUACUUCUAUAUUAGAACUAAUACUCUCACAUUUUUAGACCCAUAUCCCCAAGUAACUGCAACCAACCAGUAUUAUCUAGUGCUAUGCCUAGUUUUAAUGGGCAGUUUUCUGUCAAUACUGACUUAAUUGGCUGUUUGGGAUCUGAAUACUCUGAGAAAGUGGAGGGAGAAGUAGAAGUCCUCAUUUCUUGGGUGCUUCCUCCUUGACCUUGAGUUGGGAACUGACACAUUUCCAACCUCAUGACACAUCCCAGGAGUUACACACUAGGCAGGGCCUGGCUUCCUGCACCUUUCUUCCUUUAAGAGUCCGUUCCUUUUAAGUCGAUCUAGGCCAAAAGAUACACAUGACAGCUGAAAGUUUUAGGAGAGGGAGGUGGGAAGAGUAUGGUUUUGUUUCAGGUCCUGCUACCAAAGUGUUGGCUCAUUUAUUCCUUUUGGGAGAGGGUUAAGAGGUGCUGUGAAAACGAAACUGGUUGUAGGAUGGAUUGAGAGUACUUUGUACCGUGGUAGAGGGAGCCAGAUGCAGCAUGUGUUGUUGGUUUUGGUUUUAGUCAUUUUGAGGUCUUUUCCCCCAUUCACAAAAGUUUAUUUACUGAUUUUUUUUUUUUUUGCCCUCCUGUGGAUGAAAUAACUGAAGCCUAGAGGAACGAGCUAGUGCUACUGAACUGUUUAAAUUAUUUUUGUGUUAAUAGUACACUUUGAGUAUCUUUUAUCCACAUUUAAAAAGAACUUUCUGAAUUAUAAGUGUUUUCCUUACGUUAUUUAACAAUGUACUGUUGAAAACUGAAUUCAAACCUUGGGGUUUCUCAGCAGCCGUUAACUGUACAUUUGCACUAACUCUGGGUGUUGCGCUUCUUGUAAGAUUGCGCUUUGUGCUUCAGUUUGUUACCUUUGUAGACUUAUUUAAUGAAACCAUUCAAAUAAACCAAACUUGCUUUUGUUGA